This is a messenger RNA of Clunio marinus, 2157 nucleotides long. NCBI's taxonomy places the organism in Eukaryota, Metazoa, Arthropoda, Insecta, Diptera, Chironomidae. The record is from the annotation of a GenBank genome assembly.
AGCUGCAUUGGAGGUUUCUUUUUUAAAAAAUUUAAAUUCAAUAAAUUUUAUUAUUUCUGCUCUCAUUUUCACUUUUCAUCAUUGGAAUUAAAAUAUUUAAUUCAUUUGUCAGGACAAAAUAUAAAAGUACAGAAAGAAUUUUUAGCAAAACUUGUUAAAAUUAAGAAAUAAAAAUCAGACUUGAAAGAUUUCCCUCAAAUCAAAAUAAAAACAAAAAAAGUUCUUUGAAAUGGAAGAUAUAUUCUACUGGUGUCGUGAAAACAAUACUAUACAAGUGCGUCUCUGGUUAGAUGACACGGAAAAUGAUUUUCAGAAAGGUGAUGAUCAUGGAUUCAGUCCUUUGCAUUGGUGUGCAAAAGAAGGACACACAAAGCUUGUUGAAAUGUUUUUAGCCCGUGGAGCUCGUGUCAAUGCUACAAACAUGGGUGAAGACAUCCCAUUACAUCUUGCAGCUGCUCAUGGACAUUUGGAUGUUGUUUUAAUGUUGAUCAAAUCAAAAUCAGACAUAAAUGCACAAAAUGAACAUGGAAAUACUCCACUACAUUAUGCUUGCUUCUGGGGUUAUCAACAUAUAGCCGAGGAGCUUGUCAGUCAUGGUGCUUUAGUGUCGUUAGCUAAUAAAGAUGGUGACACUCCUUUGGACAAAGCAAAAGCAUUACUUGCCAAACGUUUACACGACCUUGCAAUUGAAAGUGGACAAGAAUUGAAGAAGAUUAGCAUCAAGGAUCAAAGUUGGCUUGGACUUAAGACAAGGUCACGCGAUGCAACUUUAUCACGUUUCAAAGGCAUCAACAUUGAAGAUUUGCAACUUCAUACGAAAGUUUCCAUUAGUCCAUCAGGUGAAACAUGGCGUGGGCGUUGGCAAAAAAAUGAUAUUAUUGCGAAAAUCUUGACAGUUCGUGAGAUUACUCCACGAGUAUCACGUGACUUUAAUGAAGAAUUUCCCAAGCUUCGAAUCUUCUCGCAUCCAAACAUCUUGCCAUUAAUUGGUGCUUGUAAUUCACCAAAGCAUCUAGUGACAAUCAGCCAGUACAUGCCGAGAGGAUCUCUCUAUGAUUUAUUGCAUUCAGCUGCUGGUGUUGUUGUUGAUACGGCACAAGCGAUAAGAUUUGCAUUGGACAUUGCUAAGGGAAUGGCUUACUUGCAUUCAUUGGAAAGAAUUAUUCCUGAAUACUUCCUCAAUAGUUAUCACGUUAUGAUUGAUGAAGACCUCACAGCACGCAUCAGUAUGGGUGACUGUAAAUUCUCGUUUCAAGAACGUGGACGAAUUUAUCAACCAGCUUGGAUGUCGCCGGAAACAUUGCAACGAAAACGUGCUGAAAGAAAUUGGGAAGCAUGCGAUAUGUGGAGCUUUGCGAUUGUUGUGUGGGAGUUAAUGACAAGAGAAAUUCCAUUUGUUGACUUAUCGCCAAUGGAAUGUGGAAUGAGAAUUGCCACCGAAGGAUUACGAGUGCAAAUCCCACCAGGAUCAUCGACACAUUUAGCGAAGCUUAUAAAGAUUUGCAUGAAUGAAGAAGCUGGAAAACGUCCUCGUUUCGACAUGGUCAUUCCAAUUCUUGACAAAAUGGGAUCGAAAUUUUAAAAACAAUGAAAUGAAAUUUUCUAAAACAUUUUCAAUGAUUUUCUAAUUUUAAAAGUGGAAAAUUAACCGGUCAUUAAUAUUUUGUGUUCACUCAUAAAUCUCACAAACAACAAUCGAAUUAACAGUGCCAACAGUUGUAAAAAAGAGAAUCAAUCGCAGAAAAGUAUUUUAUUUGUACUAACUUAAGUGCCUCUUGUGCUUAUAAGCUUGUUUAGAGCCAACUAACAAAACUUUUUGUCUUCUUAAAUGUGCCUAAAUGUUUGUUGUAGUUGUUAAUGAUGUUUAUUCAGUUACCAGACUUAAUUUCUAAGUCAUUAUUGUUUAUCCUUCUUUUUAAUCAAUUUUCAUUAAUUUCUUGUUUUUAAACUCAUCUGGUAACAAAACAAAAGCAAAAAAAGGUUUUUAACUUAUCAAAUUAACAUGAAAACUACAUGAACCCUUUUUUUAACCAUAAAGUUUCGUAAGUUGAUUUGUUGUAAUUAAAUUUUUAAUCGAGGAUAAUUAUAAAUUACAAUUUUAAAUAAACAUUUUAUUUUGUAAUAAAAAAAAAAAUGAAAAUUUAACUCAAAAAAAAG